Molecule: messenger RNA, 1883 nt
Organism: Poeciliopsis prolifica (blackstripe livebearer)
Lineage: Eukaryota; Metazoa; Chordata; Actinopteri; Cyprinodontiformes; Poeciliidae
Gene: card9
Product: caspase recruitment domain family, member 9
Exons: 14
Coding region: 79-1713 (544 amino acids)
Biological process (GO): regulation of apoptotic process; positive regulation of canonical NF-kappaB signal transduction
Source: RefSeq, a predicted model, not a curated record
CAAAGAAACAAGAAGUUCCACCAACCCAGAAGCCCAGAGCAUCACCGAGACGGAGCAACGCUGGAGCUCAGCAGCAGGAUGGAGGGAGUGAGCGAGGAUGACCUCUGCUGGCUGCAGCUGGAUGACUUCAGGAUGCUGCUGAUUAAAACCAUCGACCCGUCCAGAAUCACUCCUUACCUCCGCCAGUGCCAGGUGAUCAGCGCUGAGGAUGAGGAGCAGCUCUUCAACGACCCCGCCCUGGUCAUCCGCCGGAGGAAAGUCGGCGCCCUGCUGGACAUGCUGCAGCGGACCGGGAUGAAGGGGUACACGGCGUUCCUGGAGAGCCUGGAGCUGGAUUACCCCCAGCUGUACAGCCGCAUCACGGGGAAGGAGCCCAACAAGACCUUCAGCAUCCUGAUCGACACUGCGGGAGAAUCGGGCCUGACCCAGUUCCUGAUGUCGGAGCUGAGCCGCCUGCAGAGGGUGCUGCAGGACGAGCGGCGGCGGCGCCAGCAGGCCUGCUCCGCGGCCCAGGAACAGGAGGCGUGGUCCCGGCAGCAGAAGCUGAAGGAGCGGGAGCUGAAGAAGCUGACUGAGCGCGUGCAGAAGCUGCGUGAGGAACGCGAGCAGCUGACCGAGGAGCUGAAGAAGCUCCGCCUCCACAACUACAACCUGAUGGCCGACGUCACCAGCCUGACGCAGGACAAGAGCAACGCGCUGCUGGCCAACAGGGACCUGCAGAUAGAGGUGGAGCGUCUGAAGCACACGGUGCUGCGGGCGGAGAGCGAGACGCGGCUGCUGAAACGGAGGACCAUGAGGCCGCUGCAGCAGAGCAGAAUCCUGACUCCGCCCUCUGACGCCUUUCUUCAACUCAACGACCAGGAGGAGCAGCAGGAGGCGCAGCAGGAGGCGCAGCAGGAGGCGCAGCAGGAGGCGCCGCCUCAGGGGAAACAGCAGGAGGAGCAGCAGGAGGAGAAGAAGCUGGAGAGGAGGGAGGAGCUGAAGGAGGGCCAGAAGCACGGCCGCGCGUCUCCACAGAUGAACCUCCUGACCACCGUGUUCAGACUGAGGAGGGAGCUGCACAAGGCCGAGGAGCAGAGGUCAAAGACUGUGGAGGAGAAGGAGGAGCUGAGCCUCCGCUGCACCCAACUGAAAGGAGACGCCAAGAUGUACCGGCAGCAGAGCAAGCAGACGGUCCGGCAGCUGGAGGAGGUGAUCCGAGAGAGGGACAAGGCUCUGGUGGCGCAGGCGCAGCAGCAGGAGGAGGCGCGGCUACACCUGCAGGAGAAGGACCGGUACAGGGAGCGCGUCCAGCAGCUGGCCGAGAAAACAGACAAGCUGGAGCUGCUGCUGCUGAGGUCACAGGGGGAGGAGCUUCAGCUGAGGACACGCCUCCGCAAGAUAACCUUCAACUCCCAGCAGUUUGAGAGGAACGUGAGCAGCGAGGAGGACGAGAGCGCCGCUAAAGGCAGCAGCGAGGAGGUUCCCAGCGGGACGUCGGGGGAGAACGAGGAGCCGGCCGCUCCGCCGCAGGAUCACGGCUCUCCAGCAGGGGGCCCCAGAGAGUCGGAGCACAGGCCCAGCAGCGCUGCAUCAUGGGACGAGCAGCCGGACGGCGGGUUCUUCACGUUGAGUCGGCCCAACUUCAGGAAGCGGGCCCUGAGGUCAAAGUUCCCCAGCGGAGAGUUGGCGGCCUGUACCGUGGAGGACAGCACCGGAACCGAGUCGGACUGAGGUCGGUCCCUGGUUCUGAUCCAGCAGCAGACUCGGUUCUGAGGAGGGUCCGGUUCGGUUCUGAGGAGGAUCCGGUUCGGAUCUGAUUCACCAAAACAACUGUUGCUUCUUUUACAACUCCUUAAACUUUUUCUGUUUGUCUUCAAUAAAUAAAUGUUUUAGGAACCGAA